Macadamia integrifolia is the source of this 3071-nucleotide messenger RNA. RefSeq names its product protein TIC 100. Lineage: Eukaryota; Viridiplantae; Streptophyta; Magnoliopsida; Proteales; Proteaceae. The transcript has 11 exons. Gene Ontology annotation, cellular component: cytosol. The record is from RefSeq and is a predicted model, not a curated record. Bases 138 to 2633 code for a protein of 831 amino acids.
AUACACAUCGUUCGGCGCUGUUUGUGUAUCUGUGUUUUCGCUCCGGAGUCCUCAGUGCUCAGUCCAAACAUUAUCUUCUACUGCUCAGCUUCGAAGUCUCAAACCCAUUCUUAUUCCUUGCAACCGGAGCUUCGAAAAUGGAGGCUGAAGACUCUACCGAAAGAGUAGAGAACGCUAAAGAACAACAAAACGAGGCGAAAGAUGGGGACCCUUCUGAAGAUUCAUCUGCUUCAGAAAGUGGAUCGGAGGACGACAAUGACGAUUCCUCCGAAGAAGGUUACGAAGAUUAUUUCUCUGAUGAUGAGUUCAAGGAUGAUAACUCUCCUGAGAAGAAUAUCAAGCUAUUUAUGCAAGUUCUGGAGAGCAAGGGACUCAAGAAUUUACAAGAGGAAGAAGAACGUAAGUUCGUUUUCCACGAAGACCGGUUUAAUUUUCACGAGGAUCCAGAGAAUUGGAGGGAAGAGGACAUCAAGGAGCUCUGGGCUGAUGCUCCUCUCAAGAUGACGAAACCUGGUUGGGAUCCAGUUUGGGCCGACGAGGAGGAUUGGGAUGUUGUUCAAGAGGAAAUCAAAGAGGGGAGAGACCCACCAAUUGCGCCGUUCUACCUCCCGUAUCGAAAAUACUAUCCAGCCAUACCAGACAACCAUUUCGACAUAUCGGACCCCAAGUCAGUAAUCGAAGAGCUUGAUCGGAUUGAGGAGUUCCUCAAAUGGGUCAGCUACGUUUUCGCUGAUGGAAGCUCAUAUGAAGGCACUGUCUGGGAUGACUUGGCUCAUGGAAAAGGUGUUUACGUAGCUGAAAACGGGCUGGUCAGGUACGAAGGUGAAUGGCUUCAAAACAAUAUGGAGGGUCAUGGGGUUGUUGAAGUUGACAUACCUGCCCACGAGCCUGUGCUAGGUUCUGAACUUGAAGCAAAAAUGCGUGCAGAAGGGAAAAUCAUAUCCAGAGAUUUCAUGUCACCAGAAGAUAGGGAGUGGCUGGAGAAGGACAUUGAAGAUAGCAUCCGUUUAGCGGGUGGAAAUUAUGAAAUUCCGUUCUAUGAAAAUAAUGAAUGGAUCCAGCAGUUUGGGAAGAAACCGGAGAAAGGACGAUAUCGAUACUCCGGGCAGUGGAAGCACAGCCGAAUGCACGGCUGUGGCGUUUACGAAAUCAAUGAACGCCUGAUAUUUGGUAGAUUUUAUUUUGGAGAGCUAUUGGAGGAUUCUGCUGAAUGUGAUGAAGAUGUUUCAGCGCUACAUGCAGGUAUCGCAGAAGUUGCAGCUGCUAAGGCUAGGAUGUUUGUUAACAAGCCUGACGGAAUGGUAAGGGAAGAGAGGGGUCCCUAUAGUGAUCCCCAGCACCCAUAUUUCUACGAGGAAGAAGAUGUAUGGAUGGCACCCGGGUUCAUUAAUCAGUUCCAUGAAGUUCCUGAUUUUUGGAAAACAUAUGUACAUGAGGUCGAUGAGGAAAGGGAAAUGUGGUUGAAUUCCUUCUAUAAAGCUCCUCUUAGGAUCCCGAUGCCUGCUGAGCUUGAAUAUUGGUGGUCGAAAGAUGAGAGUCCAGAAUUUGUUCUCCUAAACAAGGAACCAGAGCCUGACCCUGAAGAUCCAUCAAAGCUCAUAUAUACUGAAGAUCCAGUUAUUCUACAUACAAGUACUGGACGGCUGAUCAAUUUUGUUGAGGAUGAGGAGCAUGGGAUCCGCUUGUUUUGGCAACCACCUCUUAAAGAAGGGGAAGACGUGGACCCUGAAAAGGCCGAGUUCCUGCCACUUGGCUUUGAUGAGUUCUAUGGCCGGGCUGUAACUCCGCCGAAGGAAGGCUUCUGGAAACGCCUUGUAACGAAAAUGGAGAAUGCAUGGAAGCCAGCAUUUGAAAAACUGGAGAGGUGGAGUGAAGAGAAGAAGAGGGAUAGUGAAAUGAAGCUCAAGCUGAUAGAACAAGAGCUUGAAUUAGUAGAGGCUGAAUUGUGUCUGGAAGAAGCCGUUGAAGACUUCGAAACGGAGCUGAAGAGAAAAGAGAAAGAGGAGGAGAAGAAAGUUGAAAUGACUGAGCAGGAUGGCACAGGUUCAGCUAAGAUUGAGGAAGAUGAGGAAGACGAGGACGAAGAGGAAGAUGAAGAUUCACCAAGAAGUUUUGGGUCUGCUGUAGCAGAUCAGGACCUGGCAAAAGAUGACAAGAAGGGAAACAAACCUGGGAAUUCUCCUUUUUCGACAGUUUCAUUGUCAUUGGCUUCUUGUGGUUUUGUUUCAAGUGUUCCAUCUAAGCUGCAACGGUCAUUCCUAUCAUGGAGGAGAGGAAGAUCAAUGGCAACUUUAACAGUUCCACAUCAGUGCGAGCAGAGCUCUAUUGGACACAUGGAAACCUCUGAUUCAAUCAAUUUCUCACGUGUGCUGAACAAAAGCAGUAGUUUGAAAGCAUCUAGGCAAGAGGGCAGGAGGUUUAGAAGGAAAUGCAACAAUAUUUCUCAGUUGCAUUCUUUAGCCCGGGUUUUAUCAGGCCCCAAGGCUUCUACUAAAUUGAAAAGCCUAGGAGAGAAAAGAUGUUGGGGCCAUCACCGGCUGCAUUCACCAGCUGAAGUUGAUUGGAGCAGCACAUUGUCCUUGCCCAUCCCAUUAUAUUCUUUGGAGUCAUCAUGUACAGAUAUUAUUACUUGAUAGGUGCUCUCUCACUCUCUCAUAUGUCUUUGUUACUUUGAUAUAUAUACUUAAUGGUAUUAAAACAAUGCCAAUUUUGUAGCGAUUGGUCCACGCUGUUAGUAGACCCAAAUCGGGUCUAAUGAUAGAACCCACAUAUGAGUUAGGUACUGCUAUAUUUCAGCAAAAAUAUUGAACAUGGUUUCACCUGAGAUGGUGGAAGUAGGGUGGAGCUCGAAUAUUUUCUUGACCCUCUUUAUAGGAAGGAAAGGGUGUAUCUAAGACCUGUAACAGUUCCAGAUCACUUCUUUUUUCUUGACCCUUUGGUAGGUUUAACAAUUCCCUUUUUUAUAGGGUAUUUGUUGGUUCACAAGGUGUAGUGCAGAUUAACAGUUACUUUCAGUGUAUUUAAUGCUCGGGAUUUCUUCCAUUGGUAUGAUCAAGCAUUUUAUUAUCUCA